AAGAUAGCUUCGUGGAGGUAUCCGAUCGGAUUAAACAGCGACGAUGAAUUAGCUUCCUACAGCCACACAAACGGCCGUCAGAUGUGCACAUGAUUUGAUAUUGUCAAUCACGUCUGGGGGUCGGUGUUUAAAAUGAUCAGUGCGUCGCAUUUAAACACGGGUGGUACAGAGCUGCAGAUGUUGUGUUAAGAUAGUGUUCUUUCUCCCGAUAGUGCAAUGAUACUGGACCUCCCAUUCAGCAGAGGACAGGAUGAACCCGGCCUGUCGUUUGUUGCACAGCCAUCUUUUCCCACUGUCAUCUUAUCUUUCAUGAAGCUUUAGAAAAACACUACAGUAGAUGUUAGCGACCGCACCGCGCCUAUUACGGACGUGUUGUUGAGGCGUUUGUGUGUGUGAAGACUGAGAUGUGAGGCCUGUUAUUGCAGCGGUAAUGCACUGGGAGGCUUUUCUGUCACCACUGCCCCGCUUCCACUAGCCCAGUAUGGCACGAUUUAGCCGCGCCAUGGCGUUCGCAGGCGUUCUACCGCGGCCUCCGGGCGUAUCUGUCUGUCUGCCGGUCCGUUGGUGGUGAAACAAUGGGACUUCAGUCCAAUUAUGACAGAAGUUGAAAGGAAGGAAACAACCCCUUCCUUGUUGAGUGCUUUUAUAACAUGACGUAAAAACAGGAAAUCAAUCCACACCCUCGCUAUUUACUUUAUCUUCAUAAAAUGAUUAUUAUUUGAUUUAGCUUAUGGUGCUCACAGCAUUGAAAAUGACAUUUAACAUCAGCAACACUGUCUAGGUCAUAAAUACUGUGACUGUUGUUACAGUUUUUCUUGGUGAGAAAAAUGUUGAUGUGAUGUCUGUGGGUCAUCCAGAGUUACCAGUGCAUUGAUUCCCGAAAGACAAGAUAGUCUGGAAUUUUUUAUGUAAUUUGUACUGACGCAAUGUGUGCAUCGCAACCAAAUUUGCAUUUAUUAUUGACUGUUAUGCAGAAUUGGUUUAUUAUCAUUUAUAAUUCGGGUUUUUGUUAGGCUACUGUCUGACAAAGUGACACUGUCCGUCUGACCGAAUGUCAGUCACUCCUAAUGCACGAACGGUUAGCCUCCCCACCCCCUCCUUCCUCCAGCCAAGCCGAAGGGAAGAGGCCAUCGGCACAGAUUCGCAGGAACGUUCCAGCGGGCGACGUAGAGAAACAGCCAACAGAAAUGAAAAAAAAAAAAAAACCGCCUUAUGCUCCUUCGCGAACAGCAACUUACACCAAACAAAGGGGGCAACCAAACACAAAACCAAGGAGGAGGAGUGAGUUGUAAAGAAUAAGGUCAAACCAGAGACGAAGCUCCAGUAAACACUGGAGCUGUUAUUACCUUAUGGAGAGAGGUGUGAAUCUUUUCUAUUGGACAGUCAGGAUAUGUCUGUAAGGAUGGAAAUGGAUAUCAGUGGAGUGUCCAGGGCACAUGUCUCCAUUCUUCCUGCAGCUGAGAUCAAAGCGACAUUGAAGCCAGAAGCAGAGAGACCUCGCUGUGCCAGCACCCCAUGUUCACCCAUCAGAGGAACUGUUGCAGGAUACCAGAUACUGCACAUGGACUCAAACUAUCUGGUGGGCUUCACCACUGGUGAGGAGCUGCUCAAACUGGCUCACAAGUGGUCAGAAGGCACUCCAGAGAAGGGCUCUGUAUCAGAAGCUGUGUCCAGCUCCAUCCAGAGUGCUGUACCGAAGUCUGCGGACUUGGGCAUCCACCGGUCUUCACGAAUCUUCAAAAGCAAAAGUCGCUACUAUCAACCCUAUGACAUCCCUGCUGCCAAUGGGCGGAGACGGAGGCGUAUGCCCAGUUCGAGUGACACCUUCCUCAGGUCACUGGCCAAUGGGGAGCCUGGGAGGGGACCGCAUGCUCCACUACCCCUAUGUCUGCUUAAAGGAAAGGGGGCCCAGUCCAAGUCUCUGGACUACCUUAAUCUGGACAAAAUAAGUAUCAAAGAAUCAUCAGACACUGAGGUGUUACAGUACCAACUGCAGCACCUCACCCUGCGAGGGGAACGCAUGUUUACCAGAAACAAGACAUGAAAGCACAGUGGAAGGCCUAUUUUAGGUGUCUUUCACCCUUUGGGGUUUUAGGUGCUAUUUCCAUCUUGGUUUCUUUCUACUCAGAUUAUAAACGGUUCUUUAAGAAGACAGUCUGAUAAUCUUGUUAUAUUAUUAACUGAGGGUUUUACCUUGUACUGUACACAUAACGUUGUGAAGAAAAUCCUUAAAUUAGUCCUCACAUUGUAAUGAGGUUGUUGAGGUUAAAAAAUGUGAAUUAUAUAAACUUAGCAAUAACUAGUGAACCUAUUUAUUGACAGUGUUGUGUGUUUGUACUGGUCAGAGAUGCACUGAUAUAUCAGCUACAGCUGAGCAAAGCACAUAUCACAUACUGUAUCAGCUUUAAAAUGCACCAUUGCUAUCAGGCCAAUAAUAGUUUUACAGCUUAUCUGUGAGGAGUUGUGUUAGUGGAAGUUUUGUUUAUUAUUUCAGAUCAUGACACUGCAUACCACUGUCAAAUUAGCAAGAUAUUAUUGAGUAUCUUGCUAAUUUAUUUAUUGCUGUCAGUUAAUAUCAGUCUGUUUUUAAACUUCUUAUUUACCAGAAGAUGGCCAUUUGGAAAAAAACUUAUUGAUACUCCAUUCAAACUCUGUUUACUAAAGGGUAGGUAAAGAUAUGCUUAUUAAAUGAUCUUUAUUAAAUACUCAAAUGCUGUAUGUACAUUUUAAGAGUUAUUUGUUCCUGUAAUCAUUCCCUCUGUCCACAUGGGUGCUUAAGUGAUCCUUCCUUUUUUAAAUAUAUCAGCCACAACAUUAAAACCAGUUACCAGUAUUAAUGUUGUGGCUUAUCGGUGUAUUAAAGGGUUUUAACUGGCAUCUUUGACUUUACUUGAUAGUUAUCAUUAGAGAGGUGUCAGAGAGAGAGAGAGAGAGAGAGAGGGGAGGGAUGACAUGUAACAGAGGAACCCCGGCCAGACUCGAACCAGGGACUUUUCGACUACGUGGUCAGCUCCUUACACCACAAGUUGCCAUGAUACCCAAAACGAUCCGUUCCUGAUGUGACUACACUGCAGUAAGUGGGGGAGAGAAUCCAUUUUCCAGUUUGUCUAACUCAGACUGCUGAGGCUUCAUUUUAGCUUCACUUUAACUUAAGUAUGUAUUUUUUCACAGAACUCUUCCACUUAGUCACACAAGGGUUGAUCACUUCACAGCCAGUAUGGACAGGAUGAAUGGUUAUAGCAAUCAAUAGCUCUUUCAGUUUACAUAUGACAUGUAAAUUGUAUUAAGAGAGACUUGGAAAAAAUCCUUACUAUCAAACACUCACCCCCAUUAGUUUGAAAGUUGGCUGUUGUAGCCUGAUUCCUCACAGAGAAAAGCAGCUUUAGUCAGCUUGAAUUCAUGUUGGUAACAGCAAUAACCUCUUUACAUGGUGGGAGAUAAGAAAACAUCUGUGGAAGCUUCCAAAACCAUUCCUGCAGUAUUGUGCUCUACAUAUGGAGACUGAGAGUUCUCAUGCACAACCCAGACAGAUAGAUCUAUAUAUGAGUGGAGUAUCACUUCAGUCCUUUUUGCACCCGUUCAUUGAUAUUGUUGGCAGAUUUGGUUGGGGAUAUGUUUGCUUUAGAAAACCAUAUUGGUGCAUCUCUAGUUUGUAUAUUGGUUAUGGGUGCACAACAGUAUGUAUAGGUGUGUCUUUUUAAUGAGUGUGUGUGUGAUCCCCUCAAAGCUGGUAAUGGAUGUGUUUCCAAUGCCUCUACUGCAGAAAAAUUGCUUUCUGUACCUGAUUGCACUGUUGGACAUCUAAUGCAGACUCUCUCUGGAACCUCAGUGCACCUUGAUAUUGUCACCACCAUGGCACCAGUUAAGUGUUCACUGCAAUAUUGUACAUAAGCAAGCCAUGUGAACACUUACAGUUCCGUGGAAAAAUCUGUACACCCCUUGAGCUUUUGCACAAUUUGUUGUGUUGCUUUGAAAGGAAAUUGUGAUUUCGUUGUCUCGGAACUUCUGUUUUCUAUCACACUAAAGCAUUAGAAAUUUCCAUUCAUUUUAUGAACGUGUAACAUUCGAAGUUUCUGUGUUGAAUUUUCACGUGAUAAUGGCAUCUUUCAAAUUGUUCUGUUUUAGAAAAUGAAACAAUCUUGAGUAAAA
Messenger RNA from Xiphias gladius (swordfish), 4149 nucleotides. RefSeq names its product macrophage immunometabolism regulator (gene macir). The transcript has 2 exons. The record is from RefSeq and is a predicted model, not a curated record. Bases 1391 to 2044 code for a protein of 217 amino acids. Lineage: Eukaryota; Metazoa; Chordata; Actinopteri; Istiophoriformes; Xiphiidae. Gene Ontology annotation, biological process: negative regulation of cytokine production involved in inflammatory response; negative regulation of fibroblast migration.